AUGUCUGCCUUGAAAACAACCACGAAUGAGAAGACCUCCACUGGGGACAAGCUCAGGAAUUUCUUCAAGAUCAACAACAACAAGCGCCGCCUUCCUUUCAGUCGUUCAAAGACGGGCCACGAGGCGCCCCAGGCCAAAUCGACCCGGAACGACGAUAGCGACGGGGCGCAGUAUACGACACACGAUGACGAAUCUCAAGAUGCGAACGAGCCACACUCCACACCCGCUGACAGCGAAGCUGCCAGGAGGAUAAGACGCGUGAAGAGCGAACCGUCCCAGCUUGGUCUCAUCUUUGGUUACCUCAGCGGGGGUCGGCCGGCAACAUCAGGCAGGGGGAAGGAAAAGACACUCCUCGCAAACAAGAACGCCAGUGCCGUGGGCCUCGUCGGAACGUCAAGUCCAUCUCCGACUCCGGGCCCGUCCACAGGUGGCGGCGAGUGCGUGAUACCAUCGGCGGGGGCUGAGAUCGUGGUUGUCCCGACGCAGAAUGCUGCCACACCGCCGCACGGUGGGCCCAAACAGAAGCUCGUCGCAUAUCACAGGACGUACAGUUCAAACUCGAUAAAGAAAGGGCCGGUCCGGGUCGGGCCCGAAGAUUUCGAGAAGCUCAAGCUCAUCGGCAAGGGUGAUGUCGGCAAAGUGUACCUGGUGCGCGAAAAGAAGCGAGAUAAGCUCUUUGCCCUCAAGAUGUUGGACAAGGACGAAAUGAUCCGUAGGAACAAGAUCAAGAGGACAGUGACCGAACAGGAGAUCCUUCAGGUUAUGAACCACCCAUUCAUCGUGUCAUUAUACCAUUCAUUCCAGUCCCAAAAGUACCUGUAUUUGUGCAUUGAGUACUGCAGUGGCGGCGAGUUCUUUAGGGCGCUUCAGUCUCGCCCGGGGAAGUGCAUCUCUGAGGAGGCUGCGAGGUUUUACAUUGCCGAGGUCAUCUCUGCUCUUGAAUAUCUUCACAUGAACGGUUUGAUCUACCGUGAUCUCAAGCCUGAGAACAUCCUUCUGCACGAGUCAGGUCAUAUAAUGCUGUCCGAUUUCGAUCUAUCAAAGAUCUCGGGCCAGGAUGGCAUGCCCACCAUGAUAGUCGGUAGAAACGGCACCACAACAAUGCUUGACACACGGUCAUGUUUGGAAGGUUACCGGACCAACUCGUUCGUCGGUACCGAAGAGUACAUUGCGCCUGAGGUGAUUAAGGGUCACGGGCACAGUGUCGCUGUGGACUGGUGGACGGUGGGAAUUUUAACCUUUGAGAUGAUAUACGGUGUCACACCGUUCAAGGGCAAGAAUCGCAACGCGACCUUUGCGAAUGUCAUGAGGGAGGACGUGCAUUUUCCGGACGACCCGGAGCUUUCACCGAUGGGCAAAUCAUUCAUCAGGAAAUGCUUGAUCAAGGACGAGAACCGGCGUCUUGGAGCCAUAGCCGGUGCGGCCGAGCUGAAGCGUCACCCCUGGUUCAGGACGACGCAGUGGGCUCUCUUGAGACAUUUGACACCACCUAUAAUCCCCGAGCAAGGCCCAGAUGGCAACUUCCGCACGCUCAAGGACAGCCAGAGCGUGGACAUUGGUGGCGCAACACGCAAGGUAGCGGACGAUGACCCGUUCUCGGCGUUUAGCAGCGUGACGCUGCAUUAUGGAGAUGAUAAGUAG
Molecule: messenger RNA, 1641 nt
Organism: Pyricularia pennisetigena
Lineage: Eukaryota; Fungi; Ascomycota; Sordariomycetes; Magnaporthales; Pyriculariaceae
Exons: 4
Coding region: 1-1641 (546 amino acids)
Biological process (GO): protein phosphorylation
Cellular component (GO): cytoplasm; nucleus; plasma membrane
Molecular function (GO): protein serine/threonine kinase activity; ATP binding
Source: RefSeq, a predicted model, not a curated record